AUGGCGGAGCCCGUGAUAGCAAAGCCCCGGAUAGCUACAGUAAAGCCAAUUCCGGGGAAUUCGGUGUCUAAUUCUCCGUCAGUGUCACGUUCAGAAAAUAAUACAACCACCCCUACACCAUUAACAACAACAACAGCAGUGGCAAGCGGCAGCGCAUCGGUAUCUAGUGUAGUACAACACAUCCAUCGAUUGGAGCCCCCGGCCUCGGUCAUUCCAUCACGCUGGCGUAGCGGAAGUGGACACACAAAGGAACGGCUACGCACUACAACAGCAACAACAGAACAACAACAACAACUGAACUCAGACUCAGGGUUGCGUACUGAUGAGUUGAAUCAUGAGGGGCGGUAUCGCACAACUGUGAUGCAGCACACAUCCAUUAAUAAAGAAAGUUCUUGCACUCGUAGCCACGACAGUUAUACGAGUGUACACAAACCUGUUAUUCCACAUCUUUCAGCUGCUAAAUCAUCGGGGCGAGAGGCUUCAAGAUCACCUGGAGCUCCAACGCUUACCGGUGGUAUCAGCAGUGCAUCUCAGCGACAAUGGUUUACUAAUUUUCAUCGUAUCAGCCAUGGGUCAAAAGAAUUGGGCGGAGAGACUUUAACGGACGCACAGAAGAGUGUUAGAAGCACUUGUAGGUCUUCAGCACGGCGACGCAAUCCAAGCGCCAAGGUAGAUAAAAUUAUGGAAGGAAAUAAUAAUCACUCCUUUUCUAGCACUACUCCUAAUAAUAAUAGUACUAAUGAAAAUAGUAAUAAUAAUAUUACUAAUACCACUUCUACUGCUACUAAUAUUACUACCAGACACUCCCCAGUAUUGUCACUGCGUCUGACAGAUCUUGAGCGUCCUAAAAAUAAAGGAGGAUAUUUAAGUACUCGUUCCAAGUCUACCAGUGCCAAACGAUCUAGGGUGCAGCAAAAAGUGGUUAAUCUCUUCUUGUGUAAAUACUCUCUUCUCCGAACUAUUGCUGAGGAGCAUGGAUUUAAGAUCCAAGAGACGGAAGAAGAUCUAGAGAAAAAUCAGUUCAAUCUUGUAUGGUCUGAUACAGUUCUUCCACUUACACGUUUGGUACGUCUCGCAAACUGGCAACGUACCAAUCAUUUCCCUUCUAUGCACCUUUUAUGCCGAAAAGGACAUCUGGGUACGACACUUGGUCGAAUGCGAAAGUUAUUACCUACACAUUAUCUUUUUUACCCUCGCACUUGGUCACUUCGGAGUGAACGGGCUCAAUUUAUGCGAUUUAUUACCGCGUUACGUGCAAAGAAAAUGUCAAAAUUUUUUAUUAUGAAACCGAAUUCCGGUUGUCAAGGUCGUGGUAUUGUCGUUACACGUGACCCAUUGAAUGCUGUAGAUGAUCUUGAUAAUUAUAUUAUACAAGAAUAUAUUAGAAAACCUUUGUUGCUAGAAGGACGUAAAUUUGACCUCCGUGUUUAUGUCCUCUUGACAUCAAUUCGUGCACCGUCUAUUUUUCUCUUUAAUGACGGUCUCGUACGAUUGUGUGCAGAAAUAUACGAAAAACCCACCGAUAGCAACGUUCGAAAUGCAUGUAAACAUCUCACAAAUUAUGCUGUUAAUAAACAGAGUCCAGAAUAUGUGUUUAAUGAUGAUGCUGAAAAUGGUGGUAUUGGAAACAAGCGUAACUUUAAAUUUUUUAAUGAAUGGUUAGAAUCUUCAGGGCAAGAUCCAGAUGAAUUCUGGGAACGUGUUGCUCAUGUCAUAUGCAAGACAAUCCUUGUCGCGCAGCCACAAAUUGCAAAUGUCUACAAUUCAUGUUUUCCUAGAAAUAAUGACGGAUACAAUUGUUUUGAAAUCCUCGGUUUCGAUAUUCUUAUUGAUAGUAAAAUGAAACCGUGGCUAAUGGAAGUUAACCAUACUCCAUCACUUGCAACAGAUACUCCACUAGAUUAUAAUAUCAAACACGCUCUUGUCACUGAAGUAUGGAAUAUACUGGACAUAAAAACAACGGACCGUAAACGAGAUGAAAAAAAGGUUCGAGAUGAAUUUGUUCAGCGUAUUAUGCGGCAUCCGGCAUCUGCGUCUAUUGUACCUGGGGGCAAAACCCUUAAUCCUAAUGAAAUGACCAUGAGUUCAUCAUCUCCUAGUACUUCCUCUUUAUUACAACAACAAAACCAGAAUCUAAGCCAGAGUCAGUUAAAUAGUUCAGCGGUACAAGAACAAGCGGCGGAGUGGAAUAAAUUUGUAGAGGAACGUCGUGCCCGUGAAGACUCUAAAUUACAUAAUUUCCGCCGUAUAUUUCCAUCCACAAACGCUGAACAUCAACUUGUGUAUGAGGCAGUUCUCGCGCGGGCCCGGGCCCAAUGUGCCUCACCCCGCCCGAGUUGGGUGAACUCCCCUGCCCCACUCUCACCACAGGCAACAGAAGAACGGGGACGGCGAAUGGACAACAACAACAACAACAACAACAACAAUACUAAUAAUAACAACAACAACAGUAAUAAUACUAAUAACAACAAUAUUGGGCAUAUUCCCUCGCAGCGUGUCACUGGCGCUCCUAACACCGGCACCACCACCACCGCAAGCGAGCGAAGUGCGCAAGGGACACCAGUCGACACGGGAGUUGAUCCCUCACCUCGCAACGCUUCCGGUACUCUCUCCAGGGCAUUGCAGAUGCAAAAGAUCUGCGAAGAUAUGAAGAAUGGGAGACGCAGUACCAAACCAACACCACGGGUGAGUCCUGUCGUUCCCAGUAGAAGUGCUAGUGCGGCCACAUCACGAGAAAAAUUAAGUGGGGGUACGCUUCUCAAUUGGAAUUCGGCCCAAACUUCUUCAAAACCAACCACAAUGUCAGGUGAAAUAUUGACAUUAACUCAAAAACGUCAAGAAGAAGAUCAACAACAACAACAACAACAACAAGAAGGUAAUCAAGAGAUGGAAAUGGGGAUGGAGCAACAGAAAUAUUCAGUGAACAAUCAUCUUUCUGUAGUGGUGGACACAGAAGAAGUUCCACGUAAAAUGCACGUUAUAAAAGCAACACUAAUGCGUUCUGGUCCAUCAAAAACAACUACUGACCGUUCAACUGUUACCACAAUUACAACAACGACUAACAAUAGCACAAUGGAUCGACUUGAGGCUAUACGGAAUCUGCAGCAGCAACUCGACUUGGAAGCAGAGUGUGAACAAUCACCAUCGCAAGAUAGUCGAGAAGAUGAGUCAUUUGCUCUGGAUGAAGAGUAA
Trypanosoma theileri is the source of this 3192-nucleotide messenger RNA. RefSeq names its product putative tubulin-tyrsoine ligase-like protein. The transcript has a single exon. NCBI's taxonomy places the organism in Eukaryota, Euglenozoa, Kinetoplastea, Trypanosomatida, Trypanosomatidae. Gene Ontology annotation, cellular component: cilium. The coding region runs from base 1 to 3192 and encodes 1063 amino acids. Gene Ontology annotation, biological process: protein polyglutamylation; microtubule cytoskeleton organization. Gene Ontology annotation, molecular function: tubulin-glutamic acid ligase activity; tubulin binding. The record is from RefSeq and is a predicted model, not a curated record.